Orbicella faveolata is the source of this 2205-nucleotide messenger RNA. Its product is annotated as TNF receptor-associated factor 3-like. Lineage: Eukaryota; Metazoa; Cnidaria; Anthozoa; Scleractinia; Merulinidae. Gene Ontology annotation, molecular function: zinc ion binding. The record is from RefSeq and is a predicted model, not a curated record. Gene Ontology annotation, cellular component: plasma membrane signaling receptor complex. Gene Ontology annotation, biological process: regulation of canonical NF-kappaB signal transduction.
AACAAAUCUUUUCCACAUCAAAAGAUAUCUAUUUUAAUACUCAAAUGUUAUGCAAAAUUACUUUCACUUUCAGAAGCAGUUACCAAUGCAACACAGAAACAAAUAUGGAACCUGGCACUUACACCAAUGCAAAUAUUGUGCGUACCGAAUACAGAAAGUUGACAAAACGAGUUUAAAAUAAUUGAAAAUGAACUGUAAUUGUACAAUUUCCUUUGAGCACAGAAAUAAUCAAUUUUUGAGUUUCGCGCUUAAGAUCAAGCCAGUCUGAUGUCAUCUUGGAAUGUCAUAUUUUAACAGCUUUGAUCUUAGUCAGUUGUUUAGAAUAGUUUGACCGUCAUAAGCAUCAAUAAAACCUAUUUCAAAUCCAUCUUCGAAUUCUUCCUCGUCGCUAGUUGAACUUUCCGAAGAAUCUGAGACGUGUAGAUCUGAUACAUUGUCUGCCACUUUCAUCUUGUACAAAGCCAAAUAAAAGAAUAUAUUUUGUGAACGUGCUUGUCGGCUAACUACUGGGAUCACGCGAGGUGGGCUUAUUGAUCUGCGAUUGGUUGACUUCCAGAACAAAAAUAUUACACAAUACGUUCCAAAACGAAAACCAAUCAUAUCGAUGAAACCUAAGUUGCCCAACCUCCUAAAACAACAAACACAUCUUUAAUAAGCACUCUUUCUUUCUACUUCCGCAAUUACCUCUAUUAGCACAGACUAUGGAGGAAGAAUUCGACGGUGAGCCAAGAAUUGGUGGGCAUGAUGUUGUGUUUGUAGAUGAGUUGUCUCCAGGCCAAAUCUGCCCCGUAUGCCUUCUUGCCAUGCGGAGCCCCGUACAGACUGUGUGUGGUCAUCGAUUCUGCGAAAGCUGCUUGUUAGAAACAUUCAGGGGAGAUCAUGAUCCUGCAAUUUGUCCAGAAGAUAGGAAUCCUUUUACUGAGGAUGGAUUGGUCUUUCGUGAUGUUGCCUGGGAGCGGGAGAUACUUUCUCUUCGCGUCAAGUGCGAGAAGAGUGACAGAGGAUGUGAGUGGACUGGACCGCUACGGUACUACGAGGAACACUUUGUUUUCUGCAAAUAUGGAGACGUAACAUGUGAUGACUGUAAAGAAGAGAUGCAAAGAAGACUCCUGCACAAACACAACACAUCAGAAUGUCCAAACAGGACGGUGCAAUGUGAACAUUGUGAAGAGGAGUUCGCCCUCUGCCACACAAGGUGUCACGAAGAUAUUGAAUGCCCACGUUUUCCUGUGAAUUGCCCUCAAGAAUGUGGCGAAGAGGAGAUUCCCCGAGAAGAGGUGGAGUCCCACGUGAGGGACGAUUGUCUGAUGACUAUGGUGCACUGUCCUUACGAGGAAGCUGGAUGUACGUUCCAUGACCAAAGGAGUAAUUUGAAUGAUCAUCUUGAGACCUCGAAUGAGGAGCAUCUGAGAAAAACAUGGUCUAAGCUCCUAAGGACAACAGAGCGAUUGAAGGAGCUUGAGGCAGUGGAAGGUCAAAUUGAAGAAUUGCAAACCGAUAAAGAAUCCAUGAAAAUGUUACUGGAUGGCAAUAGCGAAGAAAUAAGCGACCUCAAACUGUCGGCGAAAAAGCUUGAGGUGGAAAAUAUGGCACUGAAGAAAGACGUAGCAGCGCUGCAAAAACAGCUAGAAGAAGUAAAACUUACCGCUGCUGGUGACAAGGAAGAGGUCCGUUCACUGAAAGCGGAAUUUAACGCAUUGAAGAAAGACGUGGAAGAAUUGCGAUAUAGUACCCCUGAAAAGUCCGAGAAGAAAAUGAAUAAUUAUUGGGCUUGCCACCCGCAAUCAGUGCGGCUGAAACCUAAUUAUUCAGUCUUGCAUACAGAAACCGCGAUAGAAGGACAAAAAGCAUCGGGUAGCAUGGAGAGAGAUCUUAGAAGUAAAAAAAAUUAUCCAACGCAGAGUCAUAAUACCACAACGACAGCACCGCGUCUCGUCCGCUCAACAAAGUUAAAGCCCUGUUCGGCCGGGUUCCUGCUUGGAUAGGUUACCAAAUACGGGUACCCCGUGUUGUAAUAACUUUUUUUUCUAUUUUUUUUUCUUCCCUUUCCAAGGCGAUAUUAGUGACUGCUGAACUCCCAGUCUUGUGUAAUGUCUUUUUUUCUCUAUUUAUCAACUAUUUUGUUCAAAUCAUUCUGCCAUGUCCGUAUUCAUCUUUGAAGUAUUUAUUUACAAUACUGUAUAAAUAAUACCGAAACGCGUCGUU